AGUCACGUGGCAAAAAUAUCUGUUUGAAUGCGAUUUUCGAGUUUAACUCGUACACGAAUAUACAUUAAUGUGAAAUAGUAUUGAAUUUUUUAAAAUAUAUAACAAUACAAAAUAUAACAAGACAUUAUAUAUAAAUAUGUAAUAUAUAAAAAUAUUAUUGUAUAUUAUAUUAUAAAAAAUACAAUAUAUUAAGUUUAAUCAAAAAAUAUAUCUGUUUUUUUUUUAUUAAGAAUAAAUUUACGUACAAAUAUUAAAAUUUGUAAUUCUGAUGAUAAUUGUUAAUUAUUAUAAAAUAAUAAUAAUUUGAAAUAAUUGAAAUAAAAUACAUUAUUUGAUAUUACAGUAGAUCUUGAACAUUUUGAAUAAAAGAAGUAUUAAGUAAGAUAUAUAAAAAAUUAAAUGCCAUAUAAUUGGUAAAUAAUGCAAUGUUUAAAAAGAUUUGUAGUUUUAAAUAAAUUACAAUAUGUAAGAAAUAAGAAAAAAGAAUUAUUGAAUUAUAUUACUUAUCAAUAUAGAUACAAAUCUGAUUUAAUAUUUGAAGAAUAUGAUGAAACUGAAGAAGAAAAAAAUACUUAUUCAAAAUUGGCUAAAGAUUAUUUAGGACCAAUUAUCGGUGGCAACAGAGUAUUUGUCAUACAACCAUAUAUAAAAUGGGGUGUUAAAAAAAAAAGAAAUACUACACCUCAGUUACAAUUAGCAGAGGCAAUAACACUUAUUAAUACUCUACCAAAUUGGAGUGUUGUAGGUGAAAAGAUAGUUCCAUUACUUUCUUUACAAAAACACAAAUUAGUUGGUUCAGGAGGUCUUGAAACUUUGAAAAAAGAUAUUACAAAUUGUCCAAAUGUUACAGCCAUAUUCAUUAGUACAAAUUUACUGAAAUUUGUACAAAUUGCUGAAUUACAAAACAUUUUUCAUUUACCAAUUUAUGAUCGCUAUAGUAUAGUUAUUCAUAUUUUUCGAGAACAUGCAAAAAGUCCAGAAGCAAAAUUGCAAGUAGCUAUAGCUGAAAUUCCAUAUGUAAGAAAAAAAAUGAUUGAUUUAACUAAUUAUUUUAUUGGACAAGUAAAGUUUGAUGAAAAAACAAAAAAUUUACUUCAAACCAGAGAAAAAAAAUUAAGAAAUGCAUUAAAGAAAUUGAAAGAACAUAGACAAAUGAUAAAACGUCAUAGAUCUAGUUAUGGUUUUCCAACUAUUGCUAUUGUUGGAUAUACAAAUGCUGGUAAAACAUCUUUGAUAAAAGCAUUAACAGGAGAUACUUCAUUACAACCAGAGAACAAACUAUUUGCUACUUUAGAUACAACAGUACAUCAAGGAUUACUUCCAAAUAACUUGAAAGUAUUAUAUAUUGAUACUAUUGGCUUUAUUCAGGAUGUACCGGAAACUCUAUUAGAGCCAUUUUUAGUAACUUUAGAAGAUGCUAUAAGUGCAGAUAUUUUAAUUCAUGUGUUUGAUAUAAGUCAUCCUGAUGUCAAAGCUCAAAUCCAGCAUAUUCAAAAAACAAUACAACCUAUGAUAGAUGAAAAUAAAGUAAUAAUUAAUGUUGCUAAUAAAUGUGAUAUGGUUGAAAAAAAUGAGAUAGAAGAUAUUUUGCCUGAAGAUACAUUUACCAUUUCUGCUAUCAAAUUAAAAGGCAUUGAUUUGUUACGAUCAAAAAUACAAGAAGAAAUUAUACAUGCUGCUAAUUUAAUACAAAAACGUAUUAAAGUAGGAAAUGGAAGUGCAGAAGCAUCAUGGUUAUACAAAGAAGCGACUGUUUUAAAUGUUGUACCUGAUUCCAAAAAUUCACAAUAUUUAAUAAUGGAUGUAUUUAUGACAACACCUAUAUUUUAUAAAUUUAAACGAAUUUUCAAUGUUUAAAUAAAUUUACUUGAAUUUA
Molecule: messenger RNA, 1876 nt
Organism: Apis cerana (Asiatic honeybee)
Lineage: Eukaryota; Metazoa; Arthropoda; Insecta; Hymenoptera; Apidae
Product: putative GTP-binding protein 6
Cellular component (GO): cytoplasm
Molecular function (GO): GTP binding; ribosome binding
Source: RefSeq, a predicted model, not a curated record